Molecule: messenger RNA, 2475 nt
Organism: Alternaria rosae
Lineage: Eukaryota; Fungi; Ascomycota; Dothideomycetes; Pleosporales; Pleosporaceae
Product: heterokaryon incompatibility protein-domain-containing protein
Exons: 1
Coding region: 90-2162 (690 amino acids)
Source: RefSeq, a predicted model, not a curated record
CAGUUUCAUCGCUAAUCUGUCAUUUCAAUUCUAUUGGUCAUAUUUUUACAUGCUACCCAAAGUACUGACAGCAAAAUUACAUCCAGAUCAUGCGUCUAUUACGGAUGCAAGAAGAUGGAGAUCUCAACCUUGAGGACCAUACAGAAGAAGACAAGCCGAGCUAUGCAAUUCUUUCGCAUAGAUGGGGAAAAGACUAUGAAGAAGUCACCUUCAAGGAUAUGAUGGAUCACACAUAUAGGGACAAAAGAGGAUAUGAGAAGAUCCGCGGCUGUGGAGAACAAGCCAAAAGGAAUGACCACCAGCUCUUCUGGAUUGAUACCUGCUGCAUCGACAAAAGUAGCAGUGCAGAGCUUUCCGAAUCGAUCAACUCUAUGUGGCGUUGGUACUGCAACUCUCAAGUCUGUUACGUCUACCUAGACGAUGUCCGUGCAGAUAUCGAUGAGGCCGAGAAGGAUACUGCAUUUACCGAAUCAAAAUGGUUUACCAGAGGGUGGACACUCCAAGAGCUACUGGCACCCCCUAGGCUUGAGUUUUACGACGCUGAAUGGAACAUCAUCGGAACAAAAGACGAUCUAGCAGAAAAGAUAAGCGAGAUCACGAAAAUCGAUAAGCUCUUUCUUCACUCCAAUAUCACCUUACUCAAGCAAGCAAGUAUCGCUGAAAGAAUGUCGUGGGCCUCGAAGAGGACAACAAAAAGAGCCGAGGACAUCGCUUAUUGCUUGCUUGGAAUCUUCGACAUCAACAUGCCUCUGCUGUACGGCGAAGGUGCUAAAGCCUUCCAGAGGCUACAAGAAGAGAUUGUGAAGCACUCGGAUGAUCAGUCAAUAUUGGCUUGGACUUCACCGUCUGCAGAAAUUGACAGUGGCAAGCUUUUCGCCCAUUCGCCAGCUGCAUUUGCCUCUUGUGAACAUUUAGUGCGAAGCAUGCAAUCAGAACCGGUGAAGCCGUAUUCCAUAACAAACAAAGGGCUUGAGAUCAGUCUACCACUCCUCAGGGGAGCCGUUGACGGCGAAUUCCUCGCGGUGCUCAACUGCACACGGCGGCUUGACACAUUCGGUAGUUUGGCACUUCCGGUAAAGCAGAAGGGCAGCAGUCGCCAAUAUCAGAGGCGAAACGGCGAGCUCCAGCCUGUUCCCUUUACUGAUUGGGAUCUUGCAAGAGUGCAGCCAAUGUGUAUCAGCAUGCAGCCGCUUGCUGACUACUCAACAAACCACCUGAAGGACAAUACAUCCAUUCUACGCGCGCUGCCGAAAGGACUCAAAGUCUCACAGAUCUUUCCCUCCGGCCCACGGUCUCAUGAAACCCAUACGUUUGAAGGAAAUCGUUCAAGCUGUCCACAAGAUCCGGACAACCGAACCCUUGUGGUGCUCAGUUCGGGAACCACUCGCUGCUACCUUUUCAUGACGUUCUUCCGCGAGAAUUGGUUCUUUCACGACUACGUCUGGGAUGCCCGGCUUCUCCCUGUUCUCGUCGAUGACAGCUCCGAUAUUGAACAGAUCUUCAAUGCAUGGAACUAUAAGGAUCUGUCAACUCUGCAACGGGUUCAACAUUCAUCUUAUGGUAGAGUGGCUCUUCGAACAGUAGCACAGGUCAUCCAAGGCCGAAGAGUUACAAUCAUCGAGAUCCUCGAUUGUCGCUCAGAUGAUUUUAUACGCCCUCGGAACAUCUAUGAAUCACUACUUGUAGUCGUUCGAUCUAUUGGAUACCGCCUAUGUCGUGUCAUUUACUGGACCUUUGAUCUGUUAUUCAAGGGGGGCAAUCUCCUUGACCUUACCUGGCCCGCCGCAGCGCUAAUGCUGUUUUGCAUUCCAUACUUAUCACCAUCCCGAGAUCCUGACAAGUACCAGACGCCAAAGAUGUACAUCAUCUCUACUUUUCUAAUUUUCGUUUUUGUUAGGUGGAAUAUCUGGCGCAUGAUUCAGCAGCUCCAACGAGAAGAGAGAAUUGUUCUAGGUUGGCAAGAUGUUCGAGAGUUCGAUCCAAUCAUUGGCUAUACUGCUGUUCUGGUAGUAGUCGUCUUUCUACCUUGUAUUCUUGUCGAGCGGUAUCUGGAAUAUAAUUUUGGGGCUAUGUGGAUGAUCGUAGGGGCUCUAGCAUCGCCUAUUAUGAGUUGGUAUCAUUCGAAGAUGAUUCCGGUUAGAUUUAGGGGAUCUAAGACUUAGUAGCUCUUAGCUUUACCCUAAAGCGAAGCAUGCGCAUAUCUAUAGUCUAGCUAAGCUAGGGGGGAAAUAUUGAGUUCUUGGGCGAGUACGGAAAGACAACUAGCGGGCGAAACUCUAAGAGAGCUUUGGUGGAAUGGAGAGAAGGGCGUUGUGGGGCAAACGGGGUAUCAUCACAUGGGUUAUGGAGAGACUACCGAUGACCAACAGUACGCAUUUCGAGACAGCUGUACAUCAGGUGGCCAGAGGAGAAGCUCUAUAAAUGUCUAGCGACUAGCCUAUACACCGCAUAGAAGAAUUCAAUGACAAUUGGAAC